This is a messenger RNA of Sander lucioperca (pikeperch), 1099 nucleotides long. Its product is annotated as CD209 antigen-like protein E. The transcript has 6 exons. The record is from RefSeq and is a predicted model, not a curated record. The coding region runs from base 164 to 892 and encodes 242 amino acids. Lineage: Eukaryota; Metazoa; Chordata; Actinopteri; Perciformes; Percidae.
AGAAACUUAUUUUACCACCUCUGAAACUUGUGACUUCCUCAGAACGUGAGACACUGUCAAAUUGAAACCAACAACAAUAUAUAAAUACUUAGAUCCCUUACAUGUGGUGCAGUCUGUGCUGCAGCGCUGAACCUUCAGGAAAUAGUUGGCCACCUUAUGAGUGAUGGAUGACAUCUAUGCCAAUGUUGAACAUUGCAAGUCUGUUGACCCAAUACCUUCAACAAAUCAGACAGGUCCCAGGAGCUCAGAGAGGAGAUUUCAUGGAGCUGUUGUUCUGUGUUUGGGGCUGCUGAGUGUUUUCCUGCUGGCUGGGAUCAUCUGCCUCGGUGUCCACUACCAUGUGUCAUUACGUGGAUCAGCUGCAGAGCUCUCCACUAUCAAAGCCAAUCUGACUGAGCGUCUCCAGGCCAGUGAUGACAAGUCUUCUUCCCUGACUGAAGAGAGAGACCGGCUGAACUCCAGCCUCACUGAAAUGGCUAAAGAGCUGGACAGGCUUAAACAGAAGAAAACGUGUCCAGCAGGAUGGAGGAUGUUCAGUUCUUCCUGUUAUCUCCUCUCUGCUGAGUCUGGUUCCUGGGAGAAAGGCAGACAAUACUGCAGAGACAGAGGAGCAGAUCUGGUGGUGAUAGACAGCUCUGAAGAGCAGACAUUUCUCUCUGAAUUCAUCAAAAAAGCUACUUGGUAUUGGAUUGGUUUGACUGACAGAGAUGAGGAGGGGACCUGGAAAUGGGUAGAUGGAACUCCACUGACUCAGAAGUACUGGGCAGGGCAGCCUGAUAAUGGUGGUGGAGAUCCACGGUGGGGUGAAGAGGACUGUGCACAAAUCGUGGCUGGCAGGAACACUGGAGCAAACUGGAUAACUCUGCAAUGGAUCUGUGAAAAAAUGGAUUAACAUUUUAAACAUUUGUAAAUACUUUUAAAUGUAAGCUACAAUUAUGCAAAUUGCCUUUAAUAGUGUUAUUGCAUGUGUGAUAAAUGGAGAGAGAGAAAGAGAGAGAGCGUCUACAUCAACAUGUAAAGGUUUGGUGGUCGGGAAUCGAGUUCUCUAUGAUUUAUAAAAUAGCUUCUUGCUGGGAAACUUUAUUGUGGGAAUCUGGCA